This is a messenger RNA of Amphiprion ocellaris (clown anemonefish), 665 nucleotides long. It is a transcript of the gene mrps12, whose product is annotated as mitochondrial ribosomal protein S12. The transcript has 3 exons. Gene Ontology annotation, cellular component: ribosome; small ribosomal subunit. Bases 192 to 623 code for a protein of 143 amino acids. Gene Ontology annotation, molecular function: structural constituent of ribosome. Lineage: Eukaryota; Metazoa; Chordata; Actinopteri; Pomacentridae. The record is from RefSeq and is a predicted model, not a curated record. Gene Ontology annotation, biological process: translation.
GAGGACGAACUUCCGGUUUACUGGGGUGAAGCAGCUCGAGCUCUGAUGCUACGUCCUUCACGAUUUUUGUUUUUGCUUAAACUGAAAUAAAAAGGUGAAAAUUGACAGAUUAUAGGUUCGUAUUUAAUAAACCGGAUAUCCCCCGGUAAUCUGACGGAGCUGAGUGUUGAUCCGGAAGUCAUUCUGCAGGAAUGUCUUCGUUGUGGAGCCUCAGACCGGUGCUGACAUCACUGUUUCAGGCGUCCCAGCAUGCCUCUGCCUGGACGGGCCCCCUCCUCUCCAGGACGAUGGCCAGCCUCAACCAGAUGCACCGCCAGGGGAAGCCCAAACCAGCCCCUAAACCUGUGGGCGCCACGUUCGGCCGCCCCCAGCUGAAGGCGGUUAUCCUGAAGACGAUGAUCAGAAAGCCCAAGAAGCCCAACUCGGCCAACAGGAAGUGCGCUCGGGUGCGGCUGUCCAACGGGAAGGAGGCGGUGGCGUUCAUCCCCGGAGAGGGACACAACCUGCAGGAGCACAACGUGGUGCUGGUGCAGGGCGGCCGGACACAGGACCUGCCCGGAGUCAAACUCACCGUGGUCAGAGGCAAAUAUGACUGUGCUCACGUGGUGAAGAAGAAGCACUGACCGACUGACUGUUGUUAAUAAAUGUGUUCACUCCUAAAUGUC